Molecule: messenger RNA, 1921 nt
Organism: Malania oleifera
Lineage: Eukaryota; Viridiplantae; Streptophyta; Magnoliopsida; Santalales; Ximeniaceae
Product: UDP-galactose/UDP-glucose transporter 5
Exons: 11
Coding region: 336-1349 (337 amino acids)
Biological process (GO): transmembrane transport
Cellular component (GO): Golgi membrane; endoplasmic reticulum membrane
Molecular function (GO): 3'-phosphoadenosine 5'-phosphosulfate transmembrane transporter activity
Source: RefSeq, a predicted model, not a curated record
CGUUAUACCUACGCUGCCCACACACGAUCUUUCCUCCAUCAACCUCAGCGAGGGAAAAUCGGCGGCGAGAUCGUCGCGGCGGGGACUUCUACCUUUGACUCUCUCUCUCCCUCUCUCUCUCUCUCUCUCUCUCUCUCACACACACACACACACACACAUACACACAGACUUCUCUAGUCCACUCCCGACUCGAUCACAAGUGGCCCCUCUUUCCAUUUUCAAACCCCUUUCGUCUCUCUUCGCUAUCAGGCCAUUUGUCCUCCUCCUCCUCCUCUCCUCUCUCUCUCUUGACUUUCGAUCACCCUUUGAGAAUGUUGUGUUGAGGUCGAUGGGCUAUGGCGGAACCUCCGGGCGCGAAUGGGAACAAGCUUCUGAAAGGGGUUUUUGCGACGAGCGGUAUCAUGGUCACUCUCAUCAUCUAUGGUUUUUACCAGGAAAGGAUCAUGACCAUUCCAUAUGGUGAAGAACGAUUUAAGUACUCUUUAUUUCUUGUCUUUUGCAACCGUAUCACAACAUCUGCUGUUUCUGCAGCUGUGUUAUUGGUAAGUAAAAAAUCUGUGGACCCUGUUGCUCCUGUUCAUAAGUACUGCCUUGUAUCAGUGUCAAAUAUACUAACGACAACAUGCCAAUAUGAGGCCCUCAAAUAUGUCAGCUUUCCUGUUCAGACCCUCGCGAAGUGUGCCAAAAUGAUACCUGUCAUGGUUUGGGGCACUCUCAUUAUGCAGAAGAGGUACAAGGGACAUGACUAUCUGUUGGCUGUUCUAGUGACUCUGGGUUGUGCUUUAUUUUUUUUAUAUUCGGCAGACAAGAGUUCACGUGGUAAUGAGAGGGAAAACACUGUUUGGGGUGUAUCCCUAAUGAUUGGUUAUCUUGGGUUUGAUGGCUUUACGAGCACAUUUCAAGAUAAACUCUUUCAAGGUUAUGAAAUGGAAAUACACAAUCAGAUAUUUUACACAACUAUGUGUUCUUGCAUUCUCAGCUUGACUGGUUUGAUAUUACAGGGACAUCUUCUUCCUGCAGUUGAGUUUGUUUCUCGCCACUCUCAUUGUUUGUAUGACAUUGCAAUGCUUUCUAGUGCAGCAACAAUUAGUCAAUUCUUCAUUUCCUACACAAUUCGGACAUUUGGUGCUCUCACAUUUGCCACCAUAAUGACCACAAGACAGUUGAUUAGCAUUGUGAUUUCGAGUAUUGUGUUUGCCCAUCCUCUCACCUGGGAACAAUGGAUUGGAGCUGUCAUUGUGUUUGGUUCCCUCUAUACAAAAAGCUUCUUGAGAAAUGUACCUCAGAAACCUCCACUCCCAGUAGAUACGCAAAAUGGAGAAUCUCAUUCAUUGAGGGGGAACCUCUAAUACAGAAACAGAUUUUGAGUUUUACUUUUUUACUCACAUUUGAUGGUUCAGGAACGAAGUUAACUGUUUGAUUGAAGGAAGCCCCAAAUGUAGGUGCAGAGCUGCAAGCAUAUCAGAGCAGAUACCAAACAGGGAAGAGAUGCAUAUUAGGAAAAGUCAACAGGGAUGCAGGAGGUUGGCCUCCAUCAAGACCGCUCUCCUGUAAGUGAUUCUUACUUGACAGCAUCCUGUUUGGUCGGAUUCUAAUGUCAUGACACCCCAUUUUGCAUAGGCUAGACUAACUUAAGCUACAAAAAAUGUUUUCCUUUCAUAUUUUGAAUACAAAUGAUUCAAGGGAAGAAAAUGUAUAAUGCAAUUGCUCAAACAACAUAUUGACUUCUUGUUUAUGUAAUUCAGUUAACAACCCCACUCCCCCUUCCCCGGCAGCUAAAAAAAAAGAAGCGUCACAUGCGCAAACUCAAACAACAGGAUUUAAGAGGGAAUCCCCUUUAUGUAUGCCUGGAUAUUGGAAUGCAACUUGUGCAAUGUUUGGUAUAUUAGAAUGAAACAAAAGCGGAUGAAGUUAAACUUUA